This is a messenger RNA of Hyla sarda, 2370 nucleotides long. It is a transcript of the gene PAPSS2, whose product is annotated as 3'-phosphoadenosine 5'-phosphosulfate synthase 2. NCBI's taxonomy places the organism in Eukaryota, Metazoa, Chordata, Amphibia, Anura, Hylidae. Gene Ontology annotation, molecular function: adenylylsulfate kinase activity; sulfate adenylyltransferase (ATP) activity; ATP binding. Bases 98 to 1972 code for a protein of 624 amino acids. Gene Ontology annotation, biological process: sulfate assimilation; 3'-phosphoadenosine 5'-phosphosulfate biosynthetic process. The record is from RefSeq and is a predicted model, not a curated record. The transcript is spliced from 13 exons.
UCCCUCUCCUCUUAUACCUCCUUGCUCAGCUCCUGGAGAACACUCUCUUCUGCAGCCUCUGCUCCUCUCCUGCCCUCACAUCAGAACAACUGCCAUCAUGUCCAAGACGCCUCAAUUUCAGAAGUCUACAAACGUUGUAUACCAAUCCCACCAUGUGAGCCGUAACAAGAGAGGACAAGUCGUUGGCACCAGAGGAGGCUUCCGCGGCUGCACUGUUUGGUUAACAGGUUUGUCGGGAGCUGGAAAAACCACUCUAGGGUUUGCCUUGGAAGAAUACCUGGUGUCUCAUGCUAUUCCCUGCUACUCUCUGGAUGGUGACAACAUCCGCCAUGGGCUAAACAAAAACCUGGGCUUUACCUCGGAGGAUCGGGAAGAGAACAUUCGCCGCAUUGCAGAGGUCGCAAAACUCUUUGCUGAUGCUGGUCUGGUGUGCAUCACCAGCUUCAUUUCUCCUUAUGCCAAGGAUCGUGAAGAAGCUCGUAAAAUACAUGAUCUCGCUAGACUGCCAUUUUUCGAAAUCUUUGUGGAUGCACCAUUAGAUAUCUGUGAAAGAAGAGAUGUGAAGGGCUUGUACAAGAAGGCCAGGGCUGGAGAAAUCAAAGGAUUUACAGGAAUUGACUCAGGAUAUGAGAGGCCAGAUUCUCCAGAACUAGUGCUGAAGACAAAUCUCUGCAGUGUAAAUGAAUGCAUCCAGCAGAUUGUGGAGCUGUUGCAGGAGCGGGAAAUUGUUCCAUCGGGAGCUACAAAGGAAGUCCAUGAACUGUUUGUACCUGAAAACAAGUUGAAGCAGGCUCAGGAGGAGGCAGAGAACUUGCCUGCAGUAGAGAUUACUAAGCUGGAUCUCCAGUGGGUACAGGUCCUGAGUGAAGGCUGGGCCACCCCACUCAAGGGCUUUAUGCGUGAGAGGGAAUAUCUACAAGUCCUACAUUUUGACACCCUCUUAGAUGAUGCGAAGCAUAACUCAGAUCUAACAUUCUCAAAGUCUCUUGGCGGUGUUAUCAACCUGAGCAUUCCCAUCGUGCUUCCAGUCUCUUCAGAGGAUAAAGAAAAACUGAGCGACACCACAGCAUUUGCUCUGGUGUAUGAGGGAAAGAGAGUGGCCAUUAUUCGGAACCCUGAGUUUUAUGAACACCGAAAGGAGGAAAGAUGCGCUCGUGUUUGGGGCACUACUUGUGCCCAGCACCCACAUGUCAAGAUAGUCCUGGAAAGUGGUGACUGGCUGGUCGGUGGAGAUUUGGAAGUUCUGGAAAGGAUCAGAUGGGGAGAUGGUUUAGAUCAAUACCGCUUCACACCUCUGGAGCUGAAACAAAAGGCUAAAGAAAUGAAUGCUGAUGCUGUAUUUGCUUUCCAGCUCCGCAAUCCUGUUCAUAAUGGACAUGCUCUGCUCAUGCAGGAUACAAGGCAGCACCUGCUGUCUAGGGGAUAUAAAUGCCCAAUACUUCUCUUACACCCACUCGGAGGGUGGACUAAGGAUGAUGAUGUGCCCUUGGAUUGGCGCAUGAAGCAACAUGCAGCUGUACUUGAAGAAGGUGUCUUGGACCCAAAAUCCACCAUUGUUGCUAUCUUUCCUUCACCAAUGUUAUACGCUGGACCCACAGAGGUUCAGUGGCACUGCAGGUCUCGAAUGAUUGCUGGAUCCAACUUCUAUAUAGUAGGGAGGGACCCUGCCGGUAUGCCACAUCCUGAAACCAAAGCAGAUCUUUACGAACCGACACAUGGAGGAAAAGUGCUGAGCAUGGCACCAGGCCUGACUUCUGUGGAGAUCAUUCCAUUCAGAGUGGCUGCAUACAACACAAAGAAAAAAGCCAUGGAAUUCUAUGACAAGGAAAGACACAAUGAAUUUGACUUCAUCUCUGGUACCCGCAUGAGAAAACUGGCACGUGAAGGACAAAACCCUCCUGAUGGCUUUAUGGCUCCCAAAGCUUGGAAAGUCUUAACAGAUUAUUAUUGUUCCCUGGAAAAGAAUUGUUGAUUUCAGCUACAAGUAAUGGAAAUGUUAUAGUCUAGUUUUUUUCUAAUUCUUUAUAUAUAUAUAUAUUAAAUUAAAACUUAAUACAUCUUAAAUCGUAAUAAUAUGCUUUUAAUACAGUUGUAAUGACAAUUUUUUAUCAUUGAGAAUCCUUUGUCAGUUUAGCAUAAAGGUUACACUUAACCAAUAUCAACAGUCACCUUUACCACUGAUUGAGACUUCUGUUCCUUGUAAACUGGGUAAUCUUGUCUUUAUGUAAAUAAUAAAACAUACAUAUCCUGAUAAACAUUGCGCAGUAACAAUGUGCACAAUAUUCCACUUGUUGGACAAGCAAUUCGUGCUUUAGAGCUGCUCUUCCUAAUGUAAAUUGGGAUGUUAAAGAGGUUAUCCAGGAAUAGAAA